CUAGUGCACCGACGAAACUGUUGUCGCGAUUGCUCUUGAUCAGACGCUAGAUCUUGCAAAAAAAAAUCCAGAAGAAUCAUCCCAGAAGUAAUUAAAAAUUCUGGAGCCACGAAAAUGGCAACCGUCGAAUAUGGACUGCCCACCAACGGUGGAUUAAUGUCUCAAAUUCAGGCACUCAUAGCUCCACCGGUUUCAGAAGAAUCGAAAACUGGAAAGAGUAAGAAGGAAAAAGAGGAAAAACGACAUCCUUACUUCAAGAGACCUGGCAGAGGACAUAAUAGGGAUUCUUGUGAUGCAUGUAGAGAUGGUGGUGAACUCAUAUGUUGUGAUAAAUGUCCAGCAUCUUUUCAUUUACAGUGCCAUGAUCCCCCACUGGAACCGACAGACAUCCCUAACGGUGAGUGGAUGUGCCACUCGUGUCGUUGCGCUGCGAAAAAAGAAAAAGACAAAUUAAACCAUAAAAAAACAAAAAACAAAAGUGCCCUGGAAGUUCUGGCGUUGGCAGCGUCCCUGGCGAAUCCCCGUGAGUUUGAGCUGCCGAAGGAGCUGCGACUUCCCAUAACAUUCCCAGGAACUGAUAAAAUCGAUCCGACAAAUGGCAAGAAAAAACCACAGACGUCAUCCUGCAACAACGGAAAAUCCCACUGCCUGGAUUCAGGAACGAUGGUACCACUACCAGCUCGUUUGUGCUUCGAGUGUGGCAAGAGCUGUAAAAAAGCUCCCCUCAUAGCCUGCGAUUACUGCCCCCUGUAUUUCCACCAAGACUGCCUUGACCCACCCCUGACGGCGUUCCCCAGUGGCAGAUGGAUGUGUCCAAAUCAUCCAAAUCACUUUAUCGACCAGAAUCUCCUGCAGUCGUGUAACGCAACGACUCGCCUCAAACUCUGGGAUCAAUUUGCCACCAAGAGAAUUGAUCAGCACGCAGUCAAAUUGGAUUUCAUCAAAAAAGCUUACACAACAAAUCCCCCCUUUCGAGUGAAGCUCGCUGUCACCGAUAAAAAGCGAGUCAAAGUUCCAGACAUUGUCAAGUCCCACUACGCAAAUCCCCCAGAACUCAACUCCAUUAACACUUACAGACAAAACUUCUUCAUAAAUCCAAUAAUAAUCCCCCCAACUUCACCGAGAAUAGAGAAUGGUCACGAUGAGAUCGAAGACACCACCAAAAAUGCAGACGAGAAUUCCUCAGAACCACACGACCAUGAAAAAGUCUCCAAUCACCUGAUAAAGACAAAUAACCUUGAAAAAAUGGAGUGUGACGACAGGGAGGAAAGUCAAGUGUCUUCAGACGAGAAAACGGCAAAAGUCAAUUCUACAAAUUCUCCAGGCCAGAAAAAUUCCCACAAUUCUCCAACUUCCUUGAACCCUAAAAAAACACCGGAAGAAAGGGUCCAGGUGCUUAGGCAGGAUCACAGGAGGAUAGGAUAUCCCUUGAAAGAAGGAGUUCAGCUGCUGGAUCGUGCGGUACUGGAGGCCCUGGCCCAGCAGCGCCUAGAACAGAUCCUCAAUCCCCUGGAUAAUGACUACAAAUUAAUCAACAGUCAGUACCAGGCGAGAGCUGCACUCUUCCCAUUAAGCAGGAAGCCAGGACCACCAGCCUUCAUGAUUCGCAGGACACUGACAAUCGGCACUGGGGCUAAUUGUGAUGUCCUACUGUCCAGGUAUGGAGAGUGCGAGUGUAUAUCGUCGAAGCACGCAGUUAUAUUCUUCGAUGAGACCACAAAACGGUACGAAUUGCUGAAUUACAGUGAACAUGGUACCACUGUGGAUAAUGUGUUCUACUCGUGUGACUGCACAUCCUUGACCAUUCAGGAGAGGGAGGAUCUCAUUCCCGAUCACUGGAAGGAUUUCAGAAGAGGAGAGAAUGGGAUGGGUGAGUGUGGGGGAGUCAGGGGUCCUGAGAAUGGACACAGGGGAUCCUGCAAAUGCUGUGUCAUGGACCAGGAUGAGGGUAAUAGGGUUUACACUCAGGCUGGAUGGGAAGGAAGUGCUAUUGUCGCUCAUGGAUCUAUUCUCACGUUUGGUUGUCUUGUUUUUGUGUUCAGCACUGUUGCGAUUCAGUCGAAACAUUGAGCAGUGUUUUUUUUUUAUUUCUUUUGAGCCCAGAAGGGGCCGUCGGGGGGGUAGUCCUUGAGUGGGGAACAGGAUGAGUCAAUUUUGCAUGAGGAAUUCAAGAGAAACUGAAAUUAUUCAGGAGGAAUUUCUGGGGAAAGUCUCUAGGAGAAAAGAAUAAUUGAGGGGACUAUAGUGUGAACAUUUUUGACGAGCGAUCUCUUCAGAAAAUGUCAGAAAAAGGGAUAGUGAAAUUUUGAUACCAAAAUGACGUUAUCUUAUGUUCCAAAAUAUUAAAAAUGAAGUGGAUAAAUUAUGUUCUAUCAUUCGACAACUCUCUCCAUACGACAUGUAAAUAUUAUUUAUAAAUAAUCCUCAAAGGAUGGCGGUAUUUAUAACUACAUCAAUGCGUAGUAAUUUAUGAAGAAAAAGAAGACAGAAGAAUGUAAAUAGCAAAGAAGUACACCAGUGCAGCAAUAAAAUAUCCGUUGUGAUGAGAUUUUAAUAUACACUUUUGCUAAGAAAAUACUGAGUUAUCUGUUCUUUUAUUUUUUAAUGUUGAAUAGAAAGUUUAUUUUUGUGUAGGCUAAUACUUGGUACAUACAUUCUCGCGCCGUUACAUCAGGUACAUUACGAUUAACGACGAAUAUGCUCUUCAAUCCAAUAACGAAGUGAUAAUCCUUAAAAAUUCGACUGCCCUCUUAAUCAUGCAUUUAUCUCGUGACCAAAGGAUCUAACAGAAAUAUUGAAAGAUAUUUCCACUAGAUCCCCUCAUUAUCGAAAUAAUCUGUACAAUAAUUACGUGCAAAAAUAGAAUUCCCACGUUAUCACUUAACCACUGGAUUCAUCUUUAAUUCAUGUGUGAAUACUUUGUGGUCAGAGUUCACUUCUGAUAUGUCGAUACCAAUGAAAUCUCCUAAUUAAAUUCCCGACGGUUUUUGCUUUUUAUAUUUUCGUUAUCCUCGUGUUGAAGCUAUUUACGUUUAUCACAUAUUGUCACGCAGUCUUCGCUACGACUGAUUUCUGUAUUUCUGUAAUUUUCCUUGUACAAAAUUGUACAAAUCAGAAGCGACGAGUAAAGAGUAACAGGUCGGUUUCUUUCCUAGUCGAGUUAUUCAGGAAUAUCUCCGAUUCUACAAGUGAUAAUGUAAUUUUUACUAGAACCGCUGUGGUAGCUUGGAAUGAGUCACAAAAAGGGUCUCUACCAAAAUUUCAGCUAGUCUCUAGAUUUAGAGACAUUCCUGGAAAAUUUAUUAGCUUACUAAUUAAAUCGACUUGCUACCAUUCACUAACUCUCCACUGAAAUGAACUUUGACAUUUUCUAUGAACUUAGGCCGACCAC
Messenger RNA from Fopius arisanus, 3391 nucleotides. RefSeq names its product PHD finger protein 12. NCBI's taxonomy places the organism in Eukaryota, Metazoa, Arthropoda, Insecta, Hymenoptera, Braconidae. Gene Ontology annotation, molecular function: transcription corepressor activity; protein binding. The transcript is spliced from 3 exons. Gene Ontology annotation, cellular component: Sin3-type complex; nucleus. The coding region runs from base 115 to 2070 and encodes 651 amino acids. The record is from RefSeq and is a predicted model, not a curated record. Gene Ontology annotation, biological process: negative regulation of transcription by RNA polymerase II.